Molecule: messenger RNA, 465 nt
Organism: Plasmodium berghei ANKA
Lineage: Eukaryota; Apicomplexa; Aconoidasida; Haemosporida; Plasmodiidae
Product: early transcribed membrane protein
Exons: 1
Coding region: 1-465 (154 amino acids)
Source: RefSeq, a predicted model, not a curated record
AUGAAAUUAGCAAAAGCAUUAUAUUUUGCUGCCUUUUUAUUGGCCAUAAAUGUGUUAACCCCAGGAUCUAAUAAUUAUGUUGAAGCUAAACCCGCAAAUUCAAAAAAAGUAACCAAAGGUGGUGAUAAUGCAUUUAUUAGAAAAAUUAAAAAUAACAAAGUUGCAUUUAUAUCUACAUUAGCCGCAACAAUAGCAUUAGCAGUUGGUACUACGCUUGGUGUAAUGCAUUUUCAAAAGGAAGAAAGUGAUAACAAUCCAUCAUCUGCGAAUAAAAUACCUUCAAUUGUUGCACGAAAAAACACAAACUUAAUAUCGAAUAACAAACAUACACCAUUAAAUAUAAAAACUAGUACAAAACCAUCAAUAAUAGAAACUAAUACAAAAUCAACAAUAAAAACUAAUACAAAAACAUCAACAAUAGAUAAUGCUCCAAGCACAUAUCGCUAUCAAUUACGUUAUUUGUAG